Stomoxys calcitrans (stable fly) is the source of this 2304-nucleotide messenger RNA. It is a transcript of the gene CPT2, whose product is annotated as carnitine O-palmitoyltransferase 2, mitochondrial. Gene Ontology annotation, cellular component: mitochondrion. Lineage: Eukaryota; Metazoa; Arthropoda; Insecta; Diptera; Muscidae. Gene Ontology annotation, biological process: fatty acid beta-oxidation. The coding region runs from base 13 to 2046 and encodes 677 amino acids. The record is from RefSeq and is a predicted model, not a curated record. The transcript is spliced from 4 exons. Gene Ontology annotation, molecular function: carnitine O-palmitoyltransferase activity.
CAGUUCGACAAAAUGGGACGUGGCCAGUUAGGUGUUUACGUUAGCGGUCAAGUAUUAGGCUUGUCCCGGCGAAAAUGUCAACAAAUGCCAAUGAUCGUACGUUCAUUAACAUCUUCCUCGGAUUCCGAUUCAUACCAAUAUCUACAACGGUCCAAAUUGCCAACAAUGUAUUUCCAAAAAUCCCUGCCUCGUCUUCCAAUCCCACUGGUGGAGAAAACUUGUGAGCGUUUUCUUGCUGCAAUCCAACCGCUUACCACAGCCCAGGAAUUUUCAGACACUCAACAAGUGGUAAGCGAAUUUAAAUCAAACGAAGCCCCAGAAUUAAACGCAAUGCUGAAACUUAAGGACGAGGCAAAUAAGCAUACCAGUUACAUUUCGGAACCAUGGUUUGACAUGUACCUAAGAGAUCGAUCACCACUGCCGCUGAAUUACAAUCCUCUUCUGGCUAUGAAAAACGAUACGAGGCCCCAGUAUCAGCAUCAGCUAGUAAAGGCGGCCAAUAUAGUUAUUACUUCACUGCGUUUUUGGAGAUCAUUGCUUGCGGGGCUCCUCGAGCCUGAAAUUUUUCACAUGAAUCCCAAGAAAAGUGACACUGAAAGUUAUCGUCGAUGGAUGCGUAUGACACCUCGUAUAGUUGCCACGUAUGCAUCUUAUGUGUUCAAGGCAUUUCCCCUUGAUAUGGUACAGUAUGAGCGGCUUUUUGGAACAUCUCGUAUUCCUGAAAUCGAUAAAGACUAUUUGGUGCAAUCACCUACUUCGAAGCACAUAAUGGUUAUGCGCCGUGGAAACAUUUAUGCUGUUGAUGUUCUGGAUACAAAUGGUAACAUCGAGCCAGCACGAGAGAUUUUGGCCCGUUUAUGUGCUGUAGAAAAAUUGGAUGACUCAAAAUCGCCAGCCGAAGUGCCCUUGGGAGUGUUGACAUCAAGCGAGCGCAAUCAGUGGGCCCGUGUACGUCAGCAUAUGAUCAAAAGUAGUAUAAACAAUGAACUAUUGACGCAGCAAAUUGAUACUGCAUUAUUCUGCAUAUGUCUGGACACCGCCGAAGAUCCAGUGUAUAGUGAAUCUGAUCCCAUACCUGCAUUUAAAAACAUGCUUGCCGGGAAGGCAACGAAUAGAUGGUUUGACAAAUCUCUUUCUAUGCUGCUUACAGCCGAUGGCACGGCCGCCAUUAAUUUUGAGCACUCCUGGGGCGAUGGUGUAGCCGUUUUGCGUUAUUUCAACGAAGUCUUUAAGGAGACCAUGAAUAGGCCAUUCGUUAGCACUGACGAUCUGAAAAGUAUUACCCAGCUUCCGGUAAACACUGAUAAAGUACGUCAUCUCAAUUUUGAAAUUGACGAUCAUUUAAAGAAUGAAGUAAAAAAUGCUUACGAUAGAAAUUUGAAGACGAUCAACUCACUGAAUAUGCAAAUGCUUAUAUAUCCCAAACUAAGCAAAAAAGCAUGCAAAGCAGAUCGCUUGAGCCCUGAUUCUAUUAUGCAAUUGUCGUUCCAAUUAGCCUAUAAGCAAGCAUAUGGGAAAUAUGUUGGCACCUACGAAUCUUGUAGCACUGCUGCUUUUAGACAUGGCCGUACUGAGACAAUGAGACCUUGCACAUUGGCCACGACAGAGUUUUGUGAUAACGUGCUGUCUAGCCAAAAAGAUUUCGAUGCUAAGAAAUUAAGGGCACUUAUAGAUAAAUGCUCCACCUACCACAGUCAAUUGACCAAGGAUGCUGCCAUGGGGCAAGGAUUUGAUCGCCAUCUUUUUGCUCUAAAACAUACAGCCAUGACUAACAAUAAGACUAUACCAAAGCUUUAUGACACCGAGGCUUACAAACGCAUCAAUUAUAAUAUAAUAAGUACUUCGACUUUAUCGUCGGAUGGUUUAUUAUCCGGUUCAUUUGGUCCCGUAGUUCGUGAUGGUUUAGGUAUAGGCUAUUCCAUACAAAACGAAAUGUGUGGUGUGGUGGUAACAUCCUAUGAAAAUGGUUGCAAUGGCAAGGAAUUCGUAUCUAGCUUAGAGCAAUCCUUCAAUACUAUACGUCGAGUUAUUGACGAAAGCAAAUAAGGCUGUGUUUAUUUUUGUUUUAAUUGGAUACCUUUUAGCAGUCGCUGUAGUUUACCCUUACCUUGGAAGAGCUCUAUUCAAUUUCUAAUCAUUAAUGUUUCUGUUUACAUUAUGACUGCAUUUUGUGCAUUUAGUUUUAAGUAGAAAGAUCUUUUCCCAUCAAAUCGUAAUGUUAUGCAAAUGUUUUCAAAAUCGUAAUGUUUUGCAUACAUACAUUUCUCUUUGCAUUUUUAAAUACAUCGGAAUGUCCAAAAUCGA